GUUGUUUUCACACUUUUUUACUUAUGCCUCGAUUGGCGUCCCAUAUGAUAUUUAUCCAUUCCGUCUAACAAUCGAAGAUCAUCCCUGUUUAUACUUGAGCUCGAGUUAAUCCAAAUAAUCAAAGGAAAAAAAGUUUGAAUAACAUUUUAGCCUUUUAAAUUUCUGAAACUCAAAAUUAAAAAAUGUCGGAGUCUUCGCAAUUUGAUGCUGAUCGUGUUCUUGCUCACAAAUUCCCAGAGACAACAUAUGUUUACUCUGAAAGAGAUGCAGCAGUUUAUGCUUUGGGAAUUGGAGCUUGUGGUCGUGAUGCUAUUGAUAAGGACGAGCUUAAAUAUGUUUAUCAUGAAAACGGUCAGCAAUUUAUCAAGGUUUUACCAACAUUUGCUGCAUUGUUUUCGCUCGGAUCAUUGUCAACUGGUUUAGAUUUGCCAGGCUUGCAAUAUGAUCCGCGUCUUUUGCUGCAUGGACAGCAAUAUAUAGAAAUUUACAAGCCAUUUCCUUCAAGUGCAUCUAUGCAUAACAAAGUUAGUCUUGCUGGACUGCACGACAAAGGUAAAGCAGCUAUUGUUGAAAUUGAAACAAAAAGUUACGAGAAAGAAUCGGGUGAAUUGUUGUGCAUGAAUAGGUCUACUGUUUAUCUUCGAGGUGCUGGUGGCUUCUCAAACUCCACUUCCCCAUUUUCUUAUUCCAAUUAUCCCUCCAAUCAGGUUCCUGCUGUAAAAAUUCCCAAAACUCGGCCUUUUGCGGUUUAUGAGGAUGUUAUUCAGCCUUCUCAGGCCUUGCUAUAUAGGCUAUCUGGCGAUUACAAUCCUCUGCAUUCAGAUCCUAUGGUUGCUACAGUUGCAGGAUUCUCGCGUCCAAUAUUGCAUGGGCUGUGCUCACUUGGAUUUGCAGUUAGGGCAAUCAUCAAAUGCAUUUGCAGAGGAGAUCCAAGCAUUAUUAAAACCAUAUCAGGGAGAUUCCUUUUACAUGUGUAUCCUGGUGAAACUUUGAUCACUGAAAUGUGGCUUGAAGGCUUGAGGGUCAUAUACCAGGCGAAGAUAAAAGAAAGAAAUCGAGCAGUGCUAUCUGGCUUUGUGGAUCUCCAUCACUUAGCAUCAUCUUUGUAAAUUUGUUCUAAAACUAUUACUAAUAAAGAGCGUUUCAUUCAAAAUAAAAUUGUAAAAUAAUGAUCAUUGUUGAUCAAAUAGCUUUAAUUUUUUCUCUUCAUAUACUAUAAAAUACUUGAAUAGUGAUUGAUAGAUUCAGUAGCAGGUUUGUUA
Molecule: messenger RNA, 1262 nt
Organism: Mercurialis annua (annual mercury)
Lineage: Eukaryota; Viridiplantae; Streptophyta; Magnoliopsida; Malpighiales; Euphorbiaceae
Product: enoyl-CoA hydratase 2, peroxisomal
Exons: 11
Coding region: 183-1109 (308 amino acids)
Cellular component (GO): peroxisome
Source: RefSeq, a predicted model, not a curated record